AUGGCUGCUAGAGGAGGCGCACACUUUGUGAAAUACUUUUUCUAUGCCGGUAACACGAUCAGCCCAGAUCGGAAACGCCAAUUAGUAGCCCUGGCUUAUGCUACUGCGCGGGACCAAAAAUUGGCUCCUAAAGCAGUUCUCAUUCGUUCUGACAUGCACGACACAACCACCAUCGACGGCAAGCAUGCCAAAGAUCCCAAAGGUUGGCAUGGUACCUUCGCCUACAAGGCCGAUGACCAGGAGGAGCGAGAGUUCCAUGUGGCAUCCCAUGGAUACACCAGUGGAAAGGAGGAUUUUACUCUCAAGGAGGCAACCCAUACUCCAGAAAAGCAGGACAGAACUCCUCGGGGUGGGCGGAGAUCUGGAAAGGUUGUUUGGCCAGCUGAGAACCUCCUCGAAGAAUAUGUGGAUAGCCCUAUCGCUUACUCACACCUGCCUCAGCAGAAUUAA
Monascus purpureus is the source of this 450-nucleotide messenger RNA. The record is from the annotation of a GenBank genome assembly. Lineage: Eukaryota; Fungi; Ascomycota; Eurotiomycetes; Eurotiales; Aspergillaceae.